Messenger RNA from Onychomys torridus (southern grasshopper mouse), 5793 nucleotides. RefSeq names its product endosome-lysosome associated apoptosis and autophagy regulator family member 2 (gene Elapor2). Gene Ontology annotation, biological process: positive regulation of BMP signaling pathway. The record is from RefSeq and is a predicted model, not a curated record. NCBI's taxonomy places the organism in Eukaryota, Metazoa, Chordata, Mammalia, Rodentia, Cricetidae. The transcript has 22 exons. The coding region runs from base 169 to 3252 and encodes 1027 amino acids.
CUCCGGCGUGACGGGAGAACGGGCGCCGGCUGCCCGCGCUGCGAGCGGCCGAGCUGUCAGCGGGCGGACCAGCUGAGCUGAGCCUGACCCAGACGAGCCGCGAGCACGGUCCUCGCCGCCCGGAGCCGGAGCUGCGCAGCUUGACGGUCCGAGUGCACCCGAGCCACCAUGCUGCUGCUCGCCCUGCCGAGGGUUCGGGGCAGGGGCGGGGGGCGAGCGGCCGAGGGUCCCCGCCGCGCGCGCUCCCCCUGGAGCCCCGCCUGGAUUUGCUGCUGGGCGCUCGCCGGCUACCAGGCAGCCUGGGCUGGGGACUCGCCCUCCUCCGGCCGCCCGCUUCCUGCCUGCCAGGAGAAAGAUUACCACUUUGAAUAUACAGAAUGUGAUAGCACUGGCUCCAGGUGGAGGGUCGCCAUUCCGAAUUCUGCAGUGGAUUGCUCUGGCCUGCCUGACCCAGUGAGAGGCAAAGAAUGCACUUUUUCCUGUGCCUCUGGAGAGUACCUAGAAAUGAAGAACCAGGUAUGCAGUAAGUGUGUUGAAGGCACCUACUCCUUGGGCAGUGGCAUCAAAUUUGAUGAAUGGGAUGAGUUGCCGGCAGGAUUUUCCAACGUUGCCACAUUCAUGGACACUGUGCUGGGCCCUUCUGACAGCAGGCCAGGUGGCUGUAACAACUCUUCUUGGCUUCCUCGUGGGAACUACAUAGAGUCCAACCGGGAUGACUGCACUGUGUCUCUGAUCUACGCCGUGCACCUUAAGAAGUCAGGCUAUGUCUUCUUUGAGUACCAGUACGUGGACAACAACAUCUUCUUUGAGUUCUUUAUUCAGAAUGACCAGUGCCAGGAGAUGGAUGCCACCACAGACAAAUGGGUGAAACUCACAGACAAUGGAGAAUGGGGCUCCCAUUCUGUGAUGCUGAAAUCAGGCACCAAUAUUCUGUACUGGAGGACGACAGGCAUCCUUAUGGGUUCCAAGGCAGUCAAGCCUGUGCUAGUAAAAAAUAUCACCAUCGAAGGGGUGGCGUACACCUCAGAGUGCUUCCCAUGUAAGCCAGGCACUUUCAGCAGCAAACCAGGCUCAUUUAACUGCCAAAUGUGCCCCCGAAACACAUACUCUGAGAAGGGUGCGAAAGAAUGCAUACGGUGUAAGGAGGACUCCCAAUUUUCAGAGGAAGGAGCCAGUGAGUGUAUGGAUCGCCCACCCUGCACUACCAAAGACUAUUUCCAGAUCCAUACCCCAUGUGAUGAAGAAGGAAAGACACAGAUAAUGUACAAGUGGAUAGAGCCGAAAAUCUGCAGGGAGGGCCUCACGGAUGCUAUCCGGCUGCCCCCUUCUGGAGAGAAGAAGGAUUGUCCCCCUUGCAACCCAGGAUUCCAUAACAAUGGAUCUUCUUCUUGCCAUCCCUGCCCUCCGGGGACAUUUUCAGACGGAACAAAGGAAUGCAAGCCAUGUCCAGCAGGAACAGAACCAGUGCUUGGGUUUGAGUAUAAAUGGUGGAAUGUCCUUCCUGCCAACAUGAAGACUUCCUGCUUCAAUGUUGGGAAUUCCAAGUGUGAUGGAAUGAACGGUUGGGAAGUAGCUGGAGACCACAUCCAGAGUGGAGCUGGAGGCUCUGACAAUGACUACCUCAUCUUAACAUUGCACAUCCCGGGAUUUAAACCACCAACCUCUAUGACUGGAGCCACAGGCUCUGAGCUGGGAAGGAUAACGUUUGUCUUCGAGACCCUCUGCUCAGCUGACUGUGUUCUGUACUUCAUGGUGGAUAUAAACAGAAAAAGUACCAAUGUGGUGGAAUCAUGGGGAGGAACCAAAGAAAAGCAAGCAUAUACCCACGUCAUCUUCAAGAAUGCAACAUUUACAUUUACCUGGGCAUUCCAGAGAACUAAUCAAGGUCAAGAUAACAGACGUUUCAUCAAUGAUGUGGUGAAGAUUUAUUCUAUCACGGCCACUAAUGCAGUUGAUGGGGUGGCAUCCUCAUGCCGUGCCUGUGCCCUUGGUUCUGAGCAGUCAGGCUCAUCAUGUGUACCCUGCCCCCCAGGCCACUACAUCGAGAAAGAAACCAACCAGUGCAAGGAGUGCCCUGCUGACACCUACCUGUCCAUCCAUCAGGUCUAUGGCAAGGAGGCUUGCAUUCCCUGUGGGCCUGGAAGUCAAAGCACCCAGGAUCACUCCACUUGCUACAGUGACUGCUUCUUCUCCUACGAAAAGCAGAACCAGAGUCUGCACUAUGACUUCCGCAACCUCAGCAGUGUGGGGUCGCUAAUGAACGGCCCCAGCUUCACCUCCAAGGGAACCAAAUACUUCCAUUUCUUCAAUAUCAGUUUAUGUGGGCAUGAGGGGAGAAAGAUGGCUCUCUGUACUAACAACAUCUCAGACUUCACAGUGAAGGAAGUGAUGACAAGCUCAGAUGACUACACCAAUUUGCUUGGAGCAUUUGUAUGCCAGUCAACUAUUAUUCCUUCUGAAAGCAAGGGCUUCCGGGCAGCCUUGUCAUCCCAGUCUAUCAUUCUGGCAGACACGUUUUUAGGUGUCACGGUUGACACUGCCUUGCAAAACGUUCAUAUUAAGGAAGAUAUGUUCCCAGUGUCUCCAAGCCAAAUACCAGAUGUGCAUUUCUUUUAUAAGUCUUCCACGGCCACCACAUCUUGUAUUAAUGGCCGAUCGACUGCUGUGAAAAUGCGGUGUGAUCCCAUGAGACCUGGUGCAGGCGUGAUUUCAGUCCCCAGCAAGUGUCCAGCUGGCACCUGUGAUGGCUGUGCAUUCUACUUUCUAUGGGAGAGUGCAGAGGCUUGCCCUCUGUGCACAGAACAUGACUUCCAUGAAAUCGAGGGGGCGUGCAAGAGAGGACUUCAGGAAACAUUGUAUGUAUGGAAUGAACCCAAGUGGUGCAUUAAAGGGAUCACUUUGCCUGAGAAAAAGUUAUCAACCUGUGAAGCAGUUGACUUUUGGCUGAAAGUGGGGGCUGGUGUGGGGGCAUUCACAGCCGUUCUGUUGGUGGCUCUAACGUGCUACUUUUGGAAAAAGAAUCAAAAGCUGGAAUACAAAUAUUCUAAAUUAGUAAUGACUACUAACUCAAAAGAGUGUGAGCUCCCAGCUGCAGACAGCUGUGCUAUCAUGGAAGGAGAAGAUAACGAAGAGGAUGUUGUAUACUCCAACAAACAAUCGCUACUAGGGAAACUUAAAUCUUUGGCCACGAAGGAAAAAGAUGACCACUUUGAAUCUGUUCAGCUGAAAUCCUCAAGAUGCCCCAAUAUCUGAAGAGACAGUUCUGUAGCAUUCAGACUGAUGAGCGAGGACACCUGAUCUUUAGUUUUUCAGGACCUCUUAGGACCUGUCCUCACACCUGUCACGUCUGUGACGUCACAGAGGAGGCGUGCCACCGAGCGGGGGAGGCAGAUAUACUGAUUGCCUUAUAACACAUUACAUACUUGGUCAAACUACAGAAGACAGAUGAUUUGGGUCUCACUGAAGAUGAAGCUUAACUCAGGAAGAGAUUUAGCUGUAUAUACACAUAACUGAAACCCACUUUUAAGCCCACCAAUGCACUGCUGAUGCAUGCCAUAUAAUUACUGGGUAACUUUAAUUCUUUAUGAUGUCUACAUUUAAAAAAAAAUGUGUGUUGGAAGGAAGACAUAAGCAUAUGCCUUGUGUUCCCAUAUAUGUCUUAGUCUUGUAAUUUGGGGAAGAUUUGAAAAAAUUUGCUAUAAUUAUUUUUUCCUUUAUUUCUCCAAGACUUGCAAACAUCUUUUCUAUUAAAAUGGUGAGUGAUGAAAGACAAUAAAUUUUCAGAGGAUAUUUUCUCUUGACUUUGGAAGCCUAGGAUAUCAGUAAUGUUUUGUGAAGUUAUUUACUUGGGUUAUCAAAGCUGAUAAUUGCUUUUAAAAUUUCACCUUUGUCAGAACUGGUCUGAAGAAUUUAACUAAUUGCUUGAAGGGACCUUAAGGGGGAGGGAGUGAAAUCUAAGGAGAAACCUCAACAUUCCCUUAAUACAAACAGUCCGGUAUUAUGAGAAGUCAGAGGGCUUAAAGCCAUGUGAGUGUUGCUGAAGAAUAAAGCAUGUGGCACCCCUUGUUUAUCAGACCCUGCACAGUCAUGAAGGAGGAGAAGGAAUGUCUCCAAGUACAGAUAACUGCUUGUUUGGGCAGCUCAAGGUCUCCACAGAUGUCCCUGGGCUUUUCCUUCACUGCAGGCAGACCCCUAGAGCUUUGGUGAUUUUUUAUUUUUUCUUUGUUACAAGAUUUUGAGGAUCCUGAAUUUCUUGGAUUUUAUUUUUAGCCAAUAAGGAAGAAAUUCAAUUUUUGAAACACAUAUCCUUGUAUUCAGAGUAAGAAUCUUAUUAACAGCUAUGGAAUGCAUAUUGUUCCUGUUUAAAAGCAAUCCAGAAAAUUGUGACAUUCCUUAUGAUGGAUUAUGAGUAUUAGUGUGACUUGGAUAUUAUUUUUGGAAGAAGUUUGAAGGUGAAUUUGACCAAUUUUAAGUAUAAACUUUUAGAACUGGGAAGGAGGAGAGUAUCUUUCCUGUUGUUGGUCUAAGAUGUUCUGUUUUGUUUCCAGUAAACUGUAAUCUUUAAAAAAAUUAAAAGAGAUUUUUGAUUGGCUGAAGGAGGCAAGGCCCAUGGGUAGGUUUUAACUAUGUUUUUGCCCGAGGUGUUUCAAUGACUUAUAAUGUUUGAUUCUGUGGGUGAUGUAGUCUUUAUUUUUGUGAAAAAUGAGAGAAAAAUGAAUAAAUGAAUAAUUGUGCUUAUUGGCCAGUGGGUAAAAAACUGGACCUUUUUGCCAUCACUAAAAGAAUGGUUUUUUGUGUGUGCGUGUGUGUAUGUACUUGCUAUUAAAUAUAGACGUAGAUGAUGCUGUGCUAUUGUCUGUCUAGGAUUGAAGAGAAUGUUAUUUAGCACAAUUUCUUGGAUAUUCUUUGGAAGAAGAGAUGGUUUUGGCUUUGCUCAUUUUUACCCCACUAUCAGAGUGUUGGCGUUCUUUCCCUAUCAAAAUAAUCAAAGUUUAGUCAUAAGAGCGGAAGAACACUUGAAAUUUGAUGCAGAGGCAGCCAGCGGGAGUGUGCAGACUGGCCAGUCAGCCAGCUGCUUCUACUGCUCCUCCUCCUCCUCAACACACAGCUUCCAAGCCAUAGAGAUAAUUGGGAUUUGCUGCAGGUAAUUCUUCCUUCACUUGUCACUGGGCUAAAAUCUCUGACAGGUCAAAAAUGCCUUAAAUUUUAAUGAACUCUGAAAAUGCAGUUGGUAUUGAAGAAGUUAUUUAUUUUAUUUCUAAUUUUAGAUAUUAAAUAGACUUUUGUCAGCUCAGUCCCAUCUUUGGAUUCCCCUGGCUUGUCAUUUUAUUCUAAGAAUGAUGGCAGAGAGAAUAUUAUGAGGAGAAUAUGCAGACCAAUUUUAGCUAUAUAAUUCUGCUUAGUUUUAUGUAUGGCCUUUGAUAAGCCUAGUAAAAUGUUGAAAGGUAUAAACAAAUUAUUAUGUUUCUAUGACUUCAUUGACAUUUACUUCCUCCAUCACUACCAGUGCUAGAAAAAUAUGUUAUUUUUUCCUAAAAGGAAUACUUUGGAGCCUAAAAUACUUCAUUAAGUCAACUGUUGCCUAUAACAUCUCUUAGCACUAUAUCAAAACAUACUUAAGUCAGUUUCCCACUGGAUGAGAACAUGGAUAAGUUACAUUAUGCCAUUUAACAAUGUUGAGCAAUUUGAUACGUAUUUACUCGAUUUAAAAGACUGAAUUUUAUUAUUAUUGACCUUUCCCCUCUUGGUUACUAAUAGUCAUAACUUUCUUAGGAUUAAAAACAUUUCAUAGUA